Molecule: messenger RNA, 1282 nt
Organism: Mytilinidion resinicola
Lineage: Eukaryota; Fungi; Ascomycota; Dothideomycetes; Mytilinidiales; Mytilinidiaceae
Product: HET-domain-containing protein
Exons: 1
Coding region: 104-940 (278 amino acids)
Source: RefSeq, a predicted model, not a curated record
UCUCACAUUCCAUCAUUGCUUGCAGCACUUCGAUUCUCGACAUCAGCAUAUCAUCUCCUGGAAGCUCAUACUCCCCGCCGCGUUCAAGACACAAGGCCUCUCCAUGGCUGAAGAUCAGAGUUCUUCCGACGCCUCGACUGACUGCGUUAUUUGCACCUCGAAAUCCACAUCGCUCUGCGCUCGUUGCCGAAGCAUUAGAUAUUGCUCCAAAGAAUGCCAAGCGACCGAUUGGCCUCGCCAUAAGAUCUUUUGCAAGAAAUAUGCCGAGAAGUCGCCACGAGUGGAGAAACCCACCGGUGGCUCGUUUACAGAUAUGACAGCUCUCCACCCAAUGCUGGAUCAAUACGUUGACUAUGUAUCGGAAGAACGGACAAGUUAUCCACCGAAAGAAGUCAGUCACCCGUGGUCAACUAUACGUGGGAUCACAUUCUCGCACUUCUAUCCGGAUGAACCGAAGCAAUGGCUUAAAUGGUGUCUUGAAUCUCAUGAUGACUGCAACUCUUGGACCCAUCAUAGUGAUCAUGCAGCUCUACCAACUCGUCUCGUCGACAUUGGCAAUGGGACCGAUCAGCUCAGUCCUCGCUUAAUUGUUACCGCGGAUACUGAGAUGGUCGAUAAGAGGUACAUAGCGUUAAGUCACAGAUGGCCUACACCGCAGGAUUUGCAUCAAAUGGAUAUUCGAACAACAAAUGACUCUUUGAAUAAAAAGCUGGAGCGGAUUGAGGAGGAAAGGUUGUCAAAGACAUUCAAGUUUGCAAUAGGUGCUUGCCGAUGGUUGGGUACUCGCUAUAUUUGGAUUGAUUCACUCUGCAUCAUACAGGUAUGCCAGUGCAAUGACGAUUCUAGAUUGAAAGCUAAGUUUUGGAUGACUCGAAAGAGGACUGGGACGUCCAACCUAAACAGAUGGCUCUUAUUUACCGCAACGCGUUCUGCACGAUAGCUAUUAAUAUCAGAGAGUCACCGGAUCGACCUCUUUGGUCGAAAUGCGGCUACUCACAAGAGCUUUCAUCCCAUGGCUGGGUUGCCGACUAUUUCGCCUCUCGUAAAUGGAAAGAUACGGGCGAAAUAUGGAAAGGCUUUUUAGAAGGUGGCGAACUUGGGACUCGCGGUUGGUGCCUCCAGGAACGCCAGCUAUCGCCGCGAAUCUUCCAUUUCAUGGAGUCCGGUAUGAUGAUGUGGGAGUGUUGCUGCUAUAUGGGUGCUCUUGGAGGGCCUCAGGAGUUUGGUCCUCCUCAUUCUGAAGCCAAACCAGGACAUUAUCAAACCCGUCUGGUUGAUAUCG